This is a messenger RNA of Colossoma macropomum (tambaqui), 1447 nucleotides long. Its product is annotated as leukocyte elastase inhibitor-like. Gene Ontology annotation, biological process: negative regulation of endopeptidase activity. The record is from RefSeq and is a predicted model, not a curated record. Gene Ontology annotation, molecular function: serine-type endopeptidase inhibitor activity. NCBI's taxonomy places the organism in Eukaryota, Metazoa, Chordata, Actinopteri, Characiformes, Serrasalmidae.
UGAAUGUGUUAGUCAGUAGGACAGAUCAUCAUCAGGCUGAAAGAUCCUCAUCGCUGACUGAGAGGGUUUGGUGUGACGUCUCUGGGCGUUCACCGCCGCUGUUGGUAUAAAGUGCGCGUUCACGCUGCCAGUGCGUCGCCGUGCACCACCCACCAGGAAGAGCAGGUCUCACAGGGAAGAACCUCCGUAUAUUGGGCAUUCAUCGAUAUCCACCAUGGAUAGUCUGAUUAAGGCUAAUGGCACCUUCGCCCUGGACCUGUACCGGAUCUUGAGUGACAGUAACCCAUUAGGGAACAUGUUCUUUUCACCACUGAGCAUCAGCGCAGCACUCAGUAUGGUCUACUUAGGAGCAAGAGGGACCACUGCUAAAGAAAUGGCUAAGGUCAUGUCCUUCAGUUCACUCCCUGAUGUUCACAGUCAUUUCAAGAACCUCAACUCUGCAAUAAACAGCCCCAAAGCCUCCUACAUCCUCAGGCUAGCCAACAGGCUCUAUGGAGAGAAGAACUUCAAAUUCUUACCUGAGUUUGUGGAGUCUACUCAGCAGCUGUACCAAGCUGACCUGCAGGCAGUAGACUUCAUUGGAGAAUCAGAUGAGUCACGGAAGCUUAUCAACCAUUGGGUAGAAGAGCAGACAGAGAGUAAAAUCAAAGAUCUUCUGAAGCCAGGCAUGGUCACUGCAAUGACUCGACUUGCCCUAGUCAAUGCUAUCUAUUUUAAAGGCAACUGGCUGCAGAAAUUUAAUGCUGAAGAUACCAAAGAGGUGCCCUUUAAGAUAAAUCAGAAUGAGAGGAAACCGGUGCAGAUGAUGUGCCAGAUGCACAAGUUCCCCUUCGCGUACGUCCCUGAGUACAAACUGCAGGUGCUGGAGUUGCCAUAUGUGCAGGAAGAGCUCAGUAUGCUGGUGCUUCUUCCACAGGAGGCUGAGGAUGGCUCUGACUCACUCCAGAAGCUGGAGAGUGAGCUGACACUAGACAAGCUGCGCGAGUGGACCAACCGAGAAAACAUGGAUACGGGAACAGACAUCAUCGUCCAUCUGCCAAAAUUUAAACUGGAGGAGGAGAGCUCUCUAGAGGAGGUGUUGACCAAGAUGGGCAUGAGCUCUUUGUUCCAGGCCGCUGCUGCAGAUCUGACAGGGAUGAGCAGUGACGGGGGCCUGUAUUUGUCGGCAGUGGCCCACAAAGCCUUUGUGGAGGUGAAUGAGGAAGGCACAGAGGCCGCAGCAGCCACAGCUGGCAAUGCUUUCUGCAUGUUGCGUGAGGAGUACUUCAUUGCAGACCACCCCUUCCUGUUUUUCAUCAGACAUAACCCCACUAACAGCAUCCUCUUUCUUGGCAGAUUCAGAGGCCCACAAUAAAGAUGUAGUAUUCUCUUAUGCCAUGAAAAAUGAAUGGUUUUAAAAUGUUUUCAUUAAAAACAUAAAAAAUAAUAACUGCAGUUAAAAAACUAA